Funneliformis caledonium is the source of this 654-nucleotide messenger RNA. Lineage: Eukaryota; Fungi; Glomeromycota; Glomeromycetes; Glomerales; Glomeraceae. The record is from the annotation of a GenBank genome assembly.
AUAAUAUCUUGCAAUAAAGGUGCAGAAGGAAUUAAACGUAAAAAAACAGAAGAUCUACCAAUAAAAUAUUCAAAACUCAACCUGAAUAUUCAAUCUACUCUUAAUAAGUUGGUUGAAGAGCAAUUGGAACAACGCACAGUUAUCAAUACUUUACAAAAGGAAAUAAAAUGUGAAAUUUUAGAAAAUCAAGAAAAAUCCAAGCAACAUUUGAAAAGGAAAGAUAUUAAGAAUAUGUGGUUAGAUGCACCAAUGACAAAGGCAUAUCACAAACUAUUUCAAGAAAAUAAAAACCCAUCAGAUUCUGAAAUUGAACAAGCCUUUAAAUUACAAAUUCAUAACGACUAUCUUCAAAAGAUGCAAGAGCUUAUCAAUUCAAAUGGAUGGGAUGAUUUAUGGAAUGCUGCAUAUUCCGUUCUCAAAAAGUCUGCUAGUCCUGAGGAAGUCAGACAUUGGAAAGAGAUAACUCAAAUUCACCAAGCUAUUUUACAAAAAACAUUUAAUAAAGAAGAACUUCAAAAUAGUAAUAACAUUAUAUUCAGAGUCACAGUUAUCUUGAUGUUUUUAGAUCCAACGUAUGACCAAGCUGAAAUUUCAUCCUCAAAGGUAUAUGAGCGCAUGAACAAAUGGGAAUCUGAUCCAAUUGUGCAAAAAUGG